Molecule: messenger RNA, 1703 nt
Organism: Drosophila teissieri
Lineage: Eukaryota; Metazoa; Arthropoda; Insecta; Diptera; Drosophilidae
Exons: 3
Coding region: 1-579 (192 amino acids)
Source: RefSeq, a predicted model, not a curated record
AUGAUGACUGACGCCUUUCUGAGGGGAUUACUAGUAUUAUGCUGUCUGGUUUUGCCGAUUCUACGGCAGCCAACUAUGGCAACCCGCGAUUUCGAGAUACGUUGGCGGGACAUCAACUGUUCGGUCAUUGACCCCACUACUGCGGAGCUCUUCAAGUGCGAUAUUGUGGAAAUGCCGAAGAAGCAGGGAAAUUUCCUGAAUACCUUGCUGCGGCUGCGCCGAUCUAUCCCAAAAAUGUGGGUGGAGCUUAGUGUGGGCCAGCUCGCCAAUCGAAAGGACCGUCUCCUGCAGCAACUUUUUAAAAUUCGAGUGGAUGGCUGUCACCUGAUAGAAUUUCGCAGCAAGAACCGAGUUCUGAAUGCCGUGCUCCAAAAACUCUUGCAAUCGGGAAAUUAUCCAGAUGCCUGUCCCCUAUUGGCGAAUGUCAACUAUACGUCUACGCGAUUUGCCCUCAAUCCGGAUCACUUUCCGGCCUACAUGCCGGACAUGAAGUUCAACACGAAAUUGGUCUUUCAGCUGAGCAGGAGUAUGGGUCUGAUCAGGGCCAGUGUGGAUGCCGAGGUGAUGAGACGAUCGUAAGGGGAAAAUAUUUCAACAAAGCACGAAAAAUAUGAGGAAAAGCACAUAAACCAGGGGCAAAUACCUACAUCAAUAUAUUUGUGCGUUUCCAUGACUAACUCGAAUGACUCAUAGCUUUGGCAUGGACUCUAUUCGCCGGUACACAUUCAGAUUAGACUCCUAUCUGGGCCACUUGGCAUUUGGCAUUGGGUAAAGGUGGAAAAGCUAUUACUUGUGGAUAAUAAAUGAAUAUCUUUUGAACCCGAGAGAUUUCAUUGUCAUGACUUUCAAAAUUUAAAUUUGGUGUUGAUCCCGUUUUCUUCAAGCCCCAUGAUUCAUGGUCGAUGAAUGUGGCAUCAGACUGGUUGACUGAUUUCUGCACUUCACUGUUAAUUACUAUAAAUACAAGAGCUUUAUCCAUAUCUUACGAGCUUUGGCUGGUAUCAGAAAUCAGAUUAAAAUAAAUAAAUAUGUUUAUACAGGCGACUAACCGAUUUCUGCACUCUAUUCUAAUUUUAUGAUUGCGCUACUAUCAUAAUUCUUUAAAAGCUCUGAGCUGUAGAAGAAAUCCUAUAAUCGAAAACUAUCAAUCAAUUGGGUUUUAUUAUUACAUAAUUUAAUUACUUGUCAAUGAUCUCCUUACCUCGUGGGAAAGAAAAUAUUUUAUAAAUUUCAUUACGAUAUUCCUAGACGAUGGCCAAAUACCCAACUCGUUUCUAUAUAAUAAACACACUGAGUUGUUGAUAAUGCGAGUGCAGAAAAAUAAUAGAUUAAGAAAGCUCAGGCCCCUUUUCAAGUGCCGGCCAAUCAAAUUAAGAAAUGACGUGAGUCUUGCCCACAAAAGAUAUUUAGCAAAGAAUAAAUAGAACAGCGUUUAUCAAGAUACAAAAAAAGGAAAACAAACCGCAGAAUAUAGAUCAGUCUGCAAUGUCAUGAUCACAGAAUCUUUCCCUCAUCUGAAAUUCCUCGGCACACCGCAAAAAGCCAAGAGAGCAAAGUCUACUGGUCAUAUGGGCGUCUGAAUUGCUCAUCAAUAUUUUUGCCAUGCCCAAGAAACUUUGGACUUGGCCAGGAGGAAAACUGGAGGCAAACCUUUGUCAAGGCCAGCCAUUAAAUAAAAGGAACAGUGUUACCGUCCACCCAUU